AUAAACGCCGCCAGAAAUGCCUGUUGAUAAAAUUCCACCAGAAUGCCAGAUUACUUCGCAUGAAUAGGACUGGGACUGAAAGUUGGUGGUCAGCUAGAAGGGCCUGGUGAGAGGUUCAUUAUUACACUAAAGGGUAGUUAUCCGUUCAGGUCAUCCACUGAACCUAUUCUCAAGUUUAAUCUUAAUGUGAUACGUCUAUCAUGCUCAUUACAAUUACAGUGUCAAAGGCGCAGAAAUAACAUCCAGGCAGCCAGUUACAAGAAACCGCAUAUUGGCUCGUUGUUGGGUGAAGUAAAUUUUACUAUCACCCUGAAGACUGACUCUGAGAGUUAAACACAGCAUUUAUCGGGAUAUUGAUUCAAAACUUGAAUUCCAGCCUUCUUUGCCAAACAAUGAACCCCCGCGCCCGACCAACUGAUAAGAAUCAUAGUGGAGAUAUCCCUCCGGUAUACAGAAUCGAUCUUUCCCUGCCUCCUGCACAACGAUAUGUAGAGGUCGCCGGGGUAUAUCGAGAAAGGAUGAGGUCUUUGACCAGUCUAUUCGACGAGCUCGUCGAGUCCAUCUUCCCUGCCGUAAAUAUCAGAUGGGUGAAACGUGCUGCCCGCCUACUGCUCCGGCGCCUCUAUACUCACGAGGAAACGGAGGAGAUCAAGGGGAUAAGUCAAACCACUGACAUCCCUCUGUAUUUAUUGGUGUCACUUAAUGUGCUCCUCGACCUGCUCAUGGGGUGCACCAGUGGCGGCGCGAGAUGUAGAGAUGCACAUGAUGUAGAUUCGAAAAUGCUACAUUUUCGCACUCUCGACUGGGACAUGGAUGGCCUACGGCAGCUGAUUGUCCAGCUAGAAUUCGUCCGCAGUCCUCACACCGAACAAGUCCUCGCGACAAGCAUUACUUAUGUUGGUUUUGUCGGAGUCCUAACGGGCGUGAGGGAGAAUCUUAGCGUUUCGUUGAAUUUCCGCCCAUAUCAUGAUACGAGCAGGCGCUUUGGCAAUGUGAAAUUUUACGCGAGCCAUAUCCUCGUCUUGUUAGGGAUUCGCCGUUCUAUAUCCUCUUUGCUUAGGCAGUGUAUCCUUCCACCAGCUCCGACGAAAUGGAGUAUUUUCACCAAGGUGUGGAGAGGAGCACGUCGACCCGCCCACCAUGGUUUAUCUCUUGGUGCCAUAGCAGCGGAACUAUCACAGACCCCCACGACUGCAGCGUAUGUAAUUUUUAGCGACGGGAACUCCACCACUGUCCUUGAAAAGGACUAUAGAUCCGCCGUUACCCGCACUUCCUCGUCAUUCAUCGUAGCUACAAACAGCGACAUAGAGGACGAAUCCACUGAUUCAACCACAAGAACCGACAAUCUUGCUUCACCACAACCUCAGGCCGUCCAGCUAGCUGGCCUAGAAGAAUUGGUAGAGGAUAGCGUCGAACGAAGAACGUACAUGCAAGGUUUUUGGGAUGCGAAGGAGAAGUCAAGACAGUCCAGCCACCCGCAGGCAUCCACAGAUAGACAGAAGCGAGACCCGCUUCACCGCACACGCGCUUCCAGAGUAGCCGCCAGGCAACAACAAACUGCCAUGUCAUCCUCAACAUCAUCGAGCACAUCUCAAGACUACGAACCUCAGCAGGGAGUCGACGAAGCUACCUCCGAGAUUCAAGAGGUCACCGCCUCACCAGCUGAAAUCAUAAGAUGGACGAGCACCUACCCAAUUACGAAUGAGAUGACGCAUUUUGCAACUGUCAUGGAUCCUAUGGAGGGUAAAAUUGUUUGGGUGAGACGAUAUACCCGCCCAUUGCGCUGGUAGUCCAGGGUGAGGUGAUAGGGCUUUUUAGCUGCUUGUUAUAUGCGACGAUAAAUAAAGUAUUGUUAACAACUCCUCCCCCACUACAUUCUUUUCCUGGCGCAGGAUACUCACUUGACAUCUAUCUUUGUGGAGAUGGAGAUGGAAUGAACUUCUUUGAAGAGGCGCAGAGCGGAGAAAAUCGCAAAGGGUUAACGUACGAUCACAAGGUUGGUUGGCCCACUUCUAUAUCGACAUAUUUCUCCGUUGUUAUAGUUGUUAUGUUCUCCAUCUUUUCCUUGUUAUUACCUUACAAAACAAUUGCGCACCGAAAGAGAUGUUUUGCGGAUUCUCUGUUCUGGUGUAUGCCAUUUUAAGUGAAAAGUAAAAAAUUAUGGAAAGAGGUCAUGUAGCUCAGAAAGGAAGACAGAAGAGGAAAUCGUAGGUAGCCGUUGCUGCUAGACAUGUACAUAACAAUUAAAAGGCAAGCGACUAAUUCUAUCAUGCAGGUAGAUGAGGUAUAUAUGCAUAAGUAAAAGUAAAUACUCCACGCGAUAAAGAAAAAAAGAAGACAUUUCUAAUCCGUG
This is a messenger RNA of Blastomyces dermatitidis ER-3, 2353 nucleotides long. RefSeq lists its product as uncharacterized. The record is from RefSeq and is a predicted model, not a curated record. Lineage: Eukaryota; Fungi; Ascomycota; Eurotiomycetes; Onygenales; Ajellomycetaceae. The coding region runs from base 393 to 1790 and encodes 465 amino acids. Gene Ontology annotation, molecular function: hydrolase activity, acting on carbon-nitrogen (but not peptide) bonds. The transcript has 2 exons.